AUGACUGAAUUUCAAAUCCCACUCGAGUACCUCACCUCGAUCAAGGACAAAGUCGUCCUCAUAACUGGAAGCUCCUCUGGCAUCGGCAAAGCAACCGCCCACCUCUGCCUGCACCAUGGCGCAAAAGUCAUAGCCGGCGAUCUCUACCCCCUACCAGCGGUCUUUCUACAAAGCCUAGACCAGCGAGACGAACAAUCCUGUACGGGAGCCGCAUCAACCUCACCACCACAUCAGGUGGAUGUGUCAGAAAAUCUCAUGUUUGUCCAAACGGACGUCUCAGAUUGGACGAGUAUCCGCAAUCUCUUCAUCCGCGGGGUGGAACGAUUCGGCGUCAUAGACCACGUCUUCGCGAAUGCGGGGAUUGGACCGCUGAGUAACUUCUUAGAGGAGACUUUUGAAGAUAAGGACGGGGGAGAACAGCUACUAGCCCCACCAGAUCUGAAAGUCCUGGAUGUGAAUCUUAUUGGGGUUAUAUACACAGUGCGUCUGGGUGUUUACUACCUUCGUCAAACUGCCUACGGUGGAAGAGGAGGAGCGGAGACCGAACCCUCGCCAUGCAUAACAAUCAGCGCCUCAGCAUCCUCGUUCCAGAAUUUCAGUGCAGGAGAUUACACAGUUGCGAAGCACGGUGUUCUUGGUAUUCUGCGCGGUUUAUUCAGCGACUUACAGCAAGAGCAGCCUAACUCCGGCCAUGAUGGAAAGAGCCCAAGACGGGUUAGAUUGAACGCCAUUGCGCCCUCAUGGACAGCGACGGGGAUUGUUUCCAGCGGUAUUCUUAGGGGUCUCGGUGUGCAUGUCCAGAAGCCUGAGGAUGUGGCGAAGAGUGUUGUUAUGCUGUGUAAUGAUAGUAGGCGCAGUGGGGAGCUGAUAUAUAGUUGGGAAGGGAGGUACUGUGAGAUUAAUCAACGUGAGGGAGGGUUGCUGGAUGGGGUAGCGAAAAUAGUGCCGAAUGUGGCUGAAGAAGGGCCGGUUAUGGAGAAGCUGAAGGGGAGGUAG
Messenger RNA from Aspergillus nidulans FGSC A4, 996 nucleotides. RefSeq lists its product as uncharacterized. The record is from RefSeq and is a predicted model, not a curated record. The coding region runs from base 1 to 996 and encodes 331 amino acids. The transcript has 2 exons. Lineage: Eukaryota; Fungi; Ascomycota; Eurotiomycetes; Eurotiales; Aspergillaceae.